GGGAUGUAUGGUUAAGUAAACCUACCGAAUGCUGGAAAGCCUGGAUACAGUGGACAUGGAGAGGAUGUUUCCAUUAGACGGAGAGUCUGUGAUCUGACAGCAUAGGCUCAGAAUAAAGACGCUUCCCUUUAAAAUUGAGUUAGACCUGCGGUGAGAGAUUUAUUGGAAUAAAAAACCCAACUGGAAGCAAACCACGACUGAAGAUGAGGGAACAUCAACAAGUGAACCAGCCCGAGGAUUGAGAGCAUCAACUGAAGAGAAUCCAUCUGACUCGGAGAUUCCAGUGAUUCAGUCAGGAGAAAGUUUGGUUAAAAACGAGAAGGAAUUUGUCUCCCAGAAGCUCAAACAUGGCACACCAGUUUUGCUGUCUCUGUCUAGAUAUUUAAGAGGUGAAGCAAGGGAUUCAAUCAACCUUCCUAUCUGAUCAGACUACGGGGCAGGAUUCACUCAGUCAUUUGACCAACUGGCACCUCCAUUAUUUUACACAGGGGAGAGCCCAUUCUUCUGCUCAGGCUGUGGGAAUGGAUUCAGUCAGUCAUCUCAACUGAAGGUACAUCAGUAAGUUCACAUUGGGCAAGGUCAUUCACCUGUUCUGUGUGUAAAAAAAAUAUUUAGUCUGUCAUCCCACCUGUGGACCCACCAGUCAGAAGCUGGUAAUCUGCUAAAUUUCUGGGGAAGGAUUCACUCAGUCAUCUGACCUAAUGGCUCACCAGUCAGUUCACACAAGGGAGAAGCCAUUCACCUGCUCAGACUGCGGUAAGGGAUUUACUCGGUCAUCUGACCUAAAGGUACAUCAGCGAGUUCACACUGGGGAGAAGCCAUUCACCUGCUCAGUCUGUGGGAAGGGAUUCACUCGGUCAUCCUACCUGCAGAAUCAUAAGCAAGUUCACACUGGGGAGAAGCCAUUCAUCUGCCUAGAAUGCGGGAAGAAAUUCACUUCGUCAUCCAGCCUGCGGAGUCAUCAGCGAGUUCACACUGGGGAGAAGCCAUUCAUCUGCUUAGAAUGUGGGAAGAAAUUCACUUCGUCAUCCAGCCUGCUGAGUCAUCAGCGAGUUCACACUGGAGAGAAACCGUUCACCUGCUCAGAAUGUGGGAAGGGAUUCACUCAUUCAUCCAGCCUACAGAGACACCAGCAAUCUCACACUGGAGAGAAGUCGUUCACCUGCUCAGUCUGUGGGAAGGAAUUCACUCAGUUAUCCAACCUGCAGAGUCAUCAGCGAGUUCACACUGGAGAGAAGCCAUUCACCUGCUCAGAAUGCGGGAAGGGAUUCACUUUCUCAUCGACACUUAAGGUACACCAGCGAGUUCACACCAGGGAGAAACCGUUCACCUGCUCAGACUGUGGGAAGAGAUUCACUUUCUCAUCUAACCUGAAGGUACAUCAGGUGGUUCACACUGGGGAGUGGCCGUUCACCUGUUCAGUCUGUGGGAAGGGAUUCAUUAACUCAACUGAACUGAUAGUUCAUCAGCGAGUUCACACUGGAGAGAAGCCAUUCACCUGCUCAGACUGUGGGAAGAGAUUCACUCAGUCAUCUGACCUAAAGGCUCACCAGCGAUUUCACACCAAGGAGUGUCCAUUCACCUGCUCAGACUGUGGGAAGGGAUUCAUUAAGUCAGCUGAACUGAAGGUUCAUCAGCGAGUUCACACUGGGGAGAGGCCGUUUACCUGCUCAGACUGUGGGAAGGGAUUCACUUCCUCAUCUAACCUGAUGACACACCAGCGAGUUCACACCGGGGAGCGGCCGUUCACUUGCUCGAACUGUGGGAUGAGAUUCGCACGGUUAUUCACCCUACAGUGUCACCAGCGAGUUCACACUGGGGAGAAGCCAUUCACCUGCUCAGACUGUGGGAAGAGAUUCACUCAGUCAUCUGACCUAAAGGCUCACCAGCGAUUUCACACCAAGGAGUGUCCAUUCACCUGCUCGGACUGUGGGAAGGGAUUCACUUUGGAAUUGACUCUAGUGAAACACCAGCGAGUUCACACUGGGAAGAAGCCGUUCACUUGCUCAGUCUGUGGGAAGGGAUUCGCUCAGUCAAGUAACCUGCGGAGUCACCAGCGAGUUCACACUGGGGAGAAGCCAUUCACUUGCUCAGAAUGUGGUAAGGGAUUCACUAUGUCAUCUCACCUACUGAUACACCAGCGAGUUCACACUGGGGAGAAGCCGUUCAUCUGCUCAGACUGUGGGAAGGGAUUCACUAUGUCAUCUCACCUACUGAUUCACCAGCGAGUUCACACUGGGGAGAAGCCGUUCAUCUGCUCAGACUGUGGGAAGGGAUUCACUUGCUCAUCCCAACUGAAGGUACAUCAGCGAGUUCACACUGGGGAGAAGCCAUUCACCUGCUCAGAAUGUGGGAAGGGAUUCAGUCGGUCAUCCAGCCUACAGAGUCAUCAGCGAGUUCACACUGGGGAGAAGCCGUUCACCUGCUCAGACUGUGGGCAGGGAUUCACACUGUCAUCCCACCUACUGAGACAUCAGCGAGUUCACACUGGGGAGAAGUCGUUCACCUGCUUAGACUGCGGGAAGGGUUUCACUCGGAUAUCCAACCUGCAGAGUCAUCAGCGAGUUCACACUGGGGUGAAGCCAUUCACCUGCUCAGAAUGCGGGAAGGCAUUCACUCGGUCAUCGCACCUACUGAGACAUCAGCGAGUUCACACUAGGGAGAAGCCAUUCAUCUGCUCAGAAUGA
Messenger RNA from Hypanus sabinus (Atlantic stingray), 2687 nucleotides. RefSeq names its product zinc finger protein 850-like. Bases 702 to 2687 code for a protein of 661 amino acids. Lineage: Eukaryota; Metazoa; Chordata; Chondrichthyes; Myliobatiformes; Dasyatidae. The transcript has 3 exons. The record is from RefSeq and is a predicted model, not a curated record.